AUGGUGCCGCGGUGGCUGUGCCCCCGCUCCCGGCUGUCGCUUGGGGUAGCCCUGUGUGUCUUUGUCCUCUGUUGGCUCUACGUCUACCCGGUCUACAGGAUUCCUAAUGAGAAGGAGAUCGUCAGCGAGAUCUUACAGCAGGCGAAGUGGAGGAGAAACCAGACAGCCGUCGCUGAUUUCAGGCAACUACUGCAGCAAUGCUGUGAUACACAGAGGCUUUUUGCAGUAACCAAGUUGAACUCUCCAAUGGGAAAGAGCCUUUGGUUUGAUGGAGAGUUCCUCUAUUCGCUCGCUAUCAACAAGGAAAUCUUCUCCAUGUUUCCUCAGGAUACACCGUUCCAGCUGCCAUUGAAGAAGUGUUCAGUGGUUGGAAAUGGCGGAAUUUUGAAGAAGAGUAAUUGUGGCAGCUUAAUCGACAAGGCGGACUUUGUCAUGCGCUGCAACCUCCCCCCUCUCUCCAGUGAAUACACCAGUGAUGCUGGCUACAGAACACACCUGGUGACUGCAAAUCCAAGCAUCAUUGAGAAAAGAUUUCAAAACCUGCUGUGGUCUCGGAAGUCCUUUGUUGAGAGCAUGAAGGUGUAUGGCCGGAGCUACAUUUACAUGCCAGCCUUUUCCAUGAAGACUGGCACAGAUCCAUCCUUCCGAACGUACUACACUCUGUCUGACUUCAGUGCCAACCAAACCAUACUCUUCGCCAACCCGGACUUCCUGCGCAAUGUGGAGAAGUUCUGGAAGAGCAAAGGGAUCCAUGCCAAGCGUCUCUCCACAGGUCUGUUCCUGGUCAGUGUAGCCAUGGGCCUCUGUGAAGACGUGACCCUUUAUGGAUUUUGGCCAUUUUCAAUAGAUCUGCAUGGUAACAUGAUUAGCCACCACUAUUAUGACAAUGUGAUGCCAUACUCGGGCUACCACGCCAUGCCAGAAGAGUUUCUCCAACUUUGGCUUUUGCAUAAGAGUGGCAUUUUAAAGAUGCAAAUUGGUAAAUGUGCAAAUGGCCCUGAAUAA
This is a messenger RNA of Hypanus sabinus (Atlantic stingray), 1005 nucleotides long. RefSeq names its product ST8 alpha-N-acetyl-neuraminide alpha-2,8-sialyltransferase 1 (gene st8sia1). Gene Ontology annotation, molecular function: alpha-N-acetylneuraminate alpha-2,8-sialyltransferase activity. NCBI's taxonomy places the organism in Eukaryota, Metazoa, Chordata, Chondrichthyes, Myliobatiformes, Dasyatidae. The record is from RefSeq and is a predicted model, not a curated record. The coding region runs from base 1 to 1005 and encodes 334 amino acids. The transcript is spliced from 5 exons. Gene Ontology annotation, biological process: oligosaccharide metabolic process; N-glycan processing.